Messenger RNA from Wasmannia auropunctata (little fire ant), 2578 nucleotides. RefSeq names its product zinc finger protein 622. Gene Ontology annotation, biological process: ribosomal large subunit biogenesis. Bases 738 to 1892 code for a protein of 384 amino acids. The record is from RefSeq and is a predicted model, not a curated record. Gene Ontology annotation, cellular component: preribosome, large subunit precursor. Gene Ontology annotation, molecular function: nucleic acid binding; zinc ion binding. NCBI's taxonomy places the organism in Eukaryota, Metazoa, Arthropoda, Insecta, Hymenoptera, Formicidae. The transcript is spliced from 3 exons.
AAAAUAGAUUUAUAACGAUCAAUUAGUCGAAUAACUGACAAUAACUAUCACGAUCGAUCUAACGAGACUACAACUGGCUAAAGCUCAUCACAUAUACUGAUUUUAAUAUAUGUCACCAAUACUGACACGAAUCUCUGGUGUUAUGUUUAUGUGUAGUACAAUCGUGUCGACAUAAAUUGUUUGUAACAAACAUUCCGCGAAUUAAGUAAUUCAAACAAUUAAAAAUAUAAAGCUUUUUGAGAAUUAAGUUUCUCGCAGAGAAACCGAAUAACAAUGAUAAAUAUUUAAUUAUAAUGUUAAAGAUAAUAUAAGAAAAUUUUAUGUUCUACUGCAACUUAUGAAUUUCAAAUAGACCUAUACAAUUUUAAUAAAAAUUUAAUACAUAUACAUGAAGCACAAUAAAGAAAACAUAAAUUUUAUUUUAAGAGAAUGUUGAAAUAUCUAAAAAAUUUUUAAAAAUCAAAAUCGACGGAGGUCGAUAUAACAGAUUUGUAACUCCAAGCGCGCUACGCGCUCGUAAAGCGUAUGUACUAUGUAGCGAAUCUCCUUAGAUCCAUGUGAUAAUGCAAGAGGUCGACAUAUUGUUACGUUCUUCACCGACGAGAUACGAUUACCGUGAGUGUAUGUGUGCCGUAAAAUUUAUUAACAUUUAUUAAUAUCUUCUAUUCAUAAAAAUUAAACAUUCCUCAAAGUAUCAGAACUGAAGUUCCAUAGAAAUUACAAAGAGAAGUAAUACGAUGAAUGCUACAGAGAUUUCUCAUGAAGUACACUUCUCUUGUCGGACGUGCAAAGUAAAGUUUAAUGAUUUGACAUUAUUUAAAAGUCAUUAUCGUUCCGAAUGGCAUAGCUACAAUCUACAUGCCUCAGUGAAUAGAUUGCUUCCAAUUACACUUGAAGACUUCCAGGCGAAGGAAGCGAUUUAUCGCAAGAGUAGUGCAGAUCAAGUUAAAAGAAAAAAGCAGAUAUGUGAAAUCUGCCGAAAGAAUUUCAAUGGGAUGAAACAGUACGAAAAUCACCUGAUCUCGAAAACUCACAAAAAAAAUUUGCAGCAAAAUGAUAAUAUCGUAACUCGCACAAAAAAAUUGCCAGAUAGAUUUAACUGUCGAAGAAACGACCAGGUAGAGAACAUGUCUGUUGAGAAUGGAGAGGAAAUGGAAAUAUGUUCAGAUGUAGAAUCCUUGGAUUCGGACGAGUGGCUCGAGGACUCAAAGUAUCGUAUUGAUAAUAAUUGCUUAUUUUGUAAUUAUCAAAAUGAAUCCAUAGAAGGCUGCAUGAAACACAUGAAGCAGAAGCAUUCAUUUUUUGUACCUGACCUUGAGUACUGUGUGGAUCUAAGUGGACUAUUAGAGUACUUGGAACAGAAGAUAUGUGCCGAUUUCAAGUGUAUUUGGUGCAACGACUCAGGAAGAAAAAUGCGAAGUGCACAGGCUGUGAAAAUGCAUAUGGUCGACAAGGGCCAUUGUAAGAUGUUGUUCGAAGGAGAUACGAUGCUCGAAUAUUCAUCUUUUUACGAUUAUUCAUCCAGUUAUCCGAAUGUCGAGAAUGCUAAUCCGGAUGAAGAAUUGCCAGAAUUACCCAAUGUUUUAGAUGACGAAGGUUACGUAAUGAAAUUACCGUCCGGCAAGUCGAUCGUCCAUCGUUCCUUGGCGCUUUACUAUAAACAGAAUUUACCUACGGGAACCACAGUGACAAUAAAGAACUUUAAUCAUUGGUUGCACAAGCGAAUGUUUAAGAGUAUAUCGUUUGGUACUGCUGAAAGAAAACUUGAAGCCGCCCGGAUGACAACACGAGACGUUCAAACCUUCCAGCGAGUCCAAGCAAAGCAGUCAGUGCAAUUGCAAAUCAAACAAAACAAACUGCAGAAUUAUAUGAGACGGCAAACUGGUUUUUAACUAUAAUGACUAUUAUUAAUGUCUAUAGUUAAUGAAUUGUACUCCUUUUAUGUCUAAUUUUUAGAGAAAAGAUUAUAAAAAAUAUAAUUCCGUAAUACGAAAUUGAUUAUUAUCGCACUAUUAUAUUUUGUCAUAUUUUUUAUAGAUACAACAAAAAGCACAUAAAUGCAUAAAUAGAUUGCAUAACGAUACGAUUACACAACCAAAAUGUUUGCUGGGAACUUUUUUUUUUCUAGUAUUUAAUAACUUUGUCUGUUAAUGGAAACUAUUUAUUUUUUAGUGAUUUUUGAUCAUAAUUGACCUAAUGUAUAAAUUUGAACAGAACAGCAGAGUUAAUUCUAGCUUUGUUAAUUCAGGUUCAAAUUCAAGUGCCCCAUAAUUCCAUGUCGUUUCAAUUGCUACGAAAUCGAAAUUUAUUACUUUUUUUUAAAGAAUAUACAUUAUCACGCAAUACAAAUCAUUAUAAAUCGUUUUAUAAUUCGCAUUUAACGGACGUUCUUACAAAAUAACUCGUCUAUACUUUAUAUAUACUUUUUUGUAACACGUUUUACCGACAAAAAUAUCCUAUUUUCAUCUCAAAUAACUUUUUUUAUGUGGACCCGUUUGUUAUAUCCAGAGCAACACCCCUGUAUCGUGACCGAGGUCGCUACUUUCGUUAGAACGAUAAAUAUACAUAUAAGUUAGAA